AUGGAAGCAAUCUUUUCCCAGAAUUCCUCUAGCUCCGAAAAUUCUUCUUGGUACUACAUGGACCAACACUCUAUCGUUUGGAUGGAUAAGGAGGAGAAGUUCCAGAGCGAUAUUCACAUUGGCUUUGGUCUGUUGAUAGUCCUUCCCUUGCUCAUGCUGGAUGGUCAGAUUCAAUAUGUUGUCUUCGUGAGAAACUUCGUUGACAAACCUGCCAGCCCCAUCGUGCAAGUAUACCAAAGUUUUAAAGAUCGAAGCGCCUGUGGUUGUAUAGAAGGCAAAGAAGGUGCAAAUAUCAGCCAUGACUAUAACGUCCUCAGCGUUGUUCAGCACUUUACUGAGCAUAGACCUACCAACUACAGCCAAGAACCGAUAGACAUGGACGCAAUGACGGACUACAUUGAGAUGCUAUUCGCUGUGCCUGAACACGAACGUAAUAUUACAGCUAUUGGUAUUGUUAAGGAGAUCGAAGGAGAAGAAUGUGAAGAGAACGAGACGACAACUGCCAUAUCAACAAUCACCAAUUCCAAACCAUCCAUACCAGUUCACCCAAUUUACAACAAAGUUGCUACACCAAAAUUAUAUCAACAUACAGAUUGGGAGAACUUAUUCGCUUUUGCUACAGCGUCAUUCGGAACAACGGAGAUGAGUUCAACAUCAUAUACGACGACCCUAACACCAACACCAUCGGAAACAAGUACACCACCGGAAACAACUGCCGUAUCCGAGGCAAGCUCCACUCCACUGGAAACAAUAUAUUCAACAACGGAAAGAACGGAGUUACCAUCUACAGAUAUUACAACUAAGACCUUAGAAUUAACUAGCACAACAGAAACACCAACGCUAGAAUUAUCCACAAUAACAUUUCCAGAAACAACUUCACCUGCACAAGAUACAACUUUAAUAGGGACGGAAACCGUUACACCAAAAGCAACUUCAGUAACAACAGAAUCAACAUUAAGUUCAACAACACUGUCUAUAACCCCAGAACUAACGACAUCAACAUCACUGGAAGCAACGACAGAAAUAGCAUCAGAAACAACAGUAACACAAGAAGUGCAUACUACAUCAAGACCACCAGUAUGUGACCCUGAAGUAGAAGACUGUAUAAUUCCUAUUGUAAAGCCAAAGCCAGAAAUUAUUACGCAGAUUGAACAGAACGAGGAAACACUGGAAUGUGAAGACGCGCAUCACAAUUUCAGCCAGGAAGUCAUCAUAGAAAAUACGUAUUCUAACGAGAGCCUGAAGGAUGCACUUGGCAGGCUGGAGGCUGGUGAACAAGCUUUUUCAGUUCUCCAAUCAGUUUUAAACGAAAACAGCUCAAACGAUGAAGCUUCCUGGUUCUAUGCUAACGAUAAUGAUAUUGUGGUUCUUGAUAAUAAGACGUUUCCGGACGACGUACAUUUGGGAUGGGCGGUUGUGGUGGUUUUCCCGUUCCUGAUGCACAACGGCGACUGGAAUUUCGUGAUUCUUAUUAGAUCCUACCGUGCUGAGCAAGCUAGUCCCAUCGUGCAGGUCAGCAAAGCUCACUUGCAGUUGAUUAAAGUUAACAUUUCCAAUGAGAAUAUUCCGAUUCACCAAGAAACAGUGCGAAUGUGCAACGAAUGUGGCGAAAUCGGAAACCAGGAUAAUCACUCCAGCCAUGACAUCAUGCAGAUCUUCAGAGACAUAAGUCAGAAGCCUACGAAUCACAGCGAAGACACUGAACCUCUACUCACAAGUUAUAUGCAGAUGCUCCUCCAAGUGCCGGAGUUCCAGCGUUAUGUGACCAACUUGAGCGUGGUUGUUGACAUCCAAAUUGAAUGUGAAAAUGAAACAUCAACAACUCCAGAAACAUCUACAGCUAGUGAAGAAACAACUGUUUUAAUAUCCACGACAACAGUUGCUACUUCUACAGAAUCAACUAUUUCAAAAACCUCAACAAAGCCUACGAGUUCGACAGAGAAACCAUUCUUACCAACAUCACCAGAACCUGAAAGUUCAUCAGAGAAAACAACAGUGUUGUCAACGUCACCAGAGCCUACAAGCUCUACAGAGAGAACAACAGUGUUGCCAACGUCUCCAGAACCUACAAGCUCGACAGAGAGAACAUCAGUGUUACCAACGUCUCCAGAACCUGUAAGCUCUACAGAGAGAACAACAGUGUUGCUGACUUCACCAGAACCUACAAGUUCAAUGAAGAAACCAACAUUGUUACCAACGUCACCAGAACCUGCAAGCUCUACAGAGAGAACAACAGUGUUACCAACGUCACCAGAACCUACAAGCUCUACAGAGAGAACAACAGUGUUGCCAACGUCACCAGAACCUACAAGCUCGACAGAAAGAACAACAGUGUUGCCAACGUCACCAGAACCUACAGGCUCUACAGAGAGAACAACAGUGUUGCCAACGUCACCAGAACCUACAAGCUCUACAGAGAGAACAACAGUGUUACCAACGUCACCUGAACCUACAGGCUCUACAGAGAGAACAACAGUGUUGCCAACGUCUCCAGAACCUACAAGCUCUACAGAGAGAACAACAGUGUUGCCAACGUCACCAGAACCUACAAGUUUGACAGAGAGAACACCAGUGUUGCCAACGUCACCUGAACCUACAAGUUUGACAGAGAGAACAACAGUGUUGCCAACGUCAACAGAACCUACAAGUUUGACAGAGAGAACAACAGUGUUGCCAACGUCACCUGAACCUACAAGCUCUACAGAGAGAACAACAGUGUUGCCAACGUCAACAGAACCUACAAGUUUGACAGAGAGAACAACAGUGUUGCCAACGUCACCAGAACCUACAAGCUCUACAGAGAGAACAACAGUGUUGCCAACGUCACCAGAACCUACAAGUUUGACAGAGAGAACAUCAGUGUUGCCAACGUCACCAGAACCUACAAGUUUGACAGAGAGAACAACAGUGUUGCCAACGUCACCAGAACCUACAAGCUCUACAGAGAGAACAACAGUGUUGCCAACGUCACCAGAAUCUACAAGCUCGACAGAGAGAACAACAGUGUUGCCAACGUCACCAGAACCUACAAGCUCUACAGAGAGAACAACAGUGUUGCCAACGUCACCAGAACCUACAAGUUUGACAGAGAGAACAACAGUGUUGCCAAUGUCACCAGAACCUUCAAGCUCGUUAGAGAGAACAACAGUGUUGCCAACGUCACCUGAAUCUACAAGCUCAACAGAGAGAACAACAGUAUUACCAACUUCAUCAGAAAUUACAAUAUUAACCGAGAGAACAACAAUGUUAACGACCUCAGCAGAAUCAGCAAGGUCGACCGAGAGAACGCCAGUACCUCCAACCACUCCAGUGCCCGGCACUUCAACAGAGAAAGCGACUGUUUCCGCGACGGCAACAGAGCCCGAUUUCUCGUCACAACCUCCAGCUGAAAGUAAGUGACCAUUUAAAUGAGUAUGGUUACACACACACACACACACA
Molecule: messenger RNA, 3438 nt
Organism: Penaeus monodon (black tiger shrimp)
Lineage: Eukaryota; Metazoa; Arthropoda; Malacostraca; Decapoda; Penaeidae
Product: zonadhesin-like
Exons: 14
Coding region: 1-3399 (1132 amino acids)
Source: RefSeq, a predicted model, not a curated record